This is a messenger RNA of Ornithodoros turicata, 6356 nucleotides long. RefSeq names its product receptor-type tyrosine-protein phosphatase kappa-like. Gene Ontology annotation, molecular function: protein tyrosine phosphatase activity; protein binding. The transcript is spliced from 42 exons. The coding region runs from base 311 to 6043 and encodes 1910 amino acids. Lineage: Eukaryota; Metazoa; Arthropoda; Arachnida; Ixodida; Argasidae. The record is from RefSeq and is a predicted model, not a curated record. Gene Ontology annotation, biological process: protein dephosphorylation.
UUCUCUUUGUCUUUUGCCCAUCGUAAAAGGGGGGGCAUCAUCACUCCAAGACCCCUCCCUGACCAAUUACACUUCAUUCCGCCACUUCUGGGACACUUAACGGGUCCACACUUGUGUCUAUCUUCGCAGCCGACGUUUUCCUAUGUUUUCGCUGGAUUGACGGAUGCUCGUUGCUGGCGAACACAUAAGAGAAGUGACAGAGGCCUCGUUGUUUGGAUAACAUCAUAUUGUUCGUUGGACGAAGAUGUGUUGGUAGCAAGGUCGCCGAGUGUGUGUUUUCAAAGUGGAGUGAUAUGGUGAUGUCUUCGUGAUGCGUCGCUGUCUCGCGCUCUGCUGUUUUGUCGUGUCUGGUUGGAUUGGUGGCUUCUGUGGUGACGGUGCAGACGCACGAAGUAUUGACUGCACAGAGACAGCUGAGACAUUUUUGCAGUCCACCAGCUGCGGGCCCUGCACAGUGCACUGCAAGCAUAGUUGUCAUAAUGACACUGAAGCGGAUGUCUUAGGCACUGAGUUCUACGCUCUGGCCUCGUCCAUCUGUAAGAGUGCCCUGCAUGACUUGCGUAUUUCAUCCUGGAAUGCGAGUGCCAGGACAGUCACCUUCGUGGCCUCUCCAGAGGAUGACAAACGCAGUGACUUCACGGGGUCUGUCCGUUUCAACAUCCCUUCAAGAGACGGUUUUCGACUCUCUAGAUAUUUCUAUUUCACCUCGCCUAGGAUCACCGAGGAAGUGCUGGAUAUCACCAUGCUCCAUCGUAACUUUAUCUAUUCCUCACUCAACGGUAAAGACUACCCGAAAGAGACUCCUUCGCAAGAAUGCCACGUGCCUCCUGAAUAUACGGCACACUUUGAUUACACCCUUAAAGAAUUAGACCUCAAGGGUGCUGUCGACCUCUCACCUAGGCCCAUCAACGGAUACUACAACAUCGUGUGGCCGAAGACAAUUUACCCUCAUCUUCGUACUAACAUGUUCUGGUGCAGAAUCCAGGGUAGAAUGACAUCGGACAUUGCAUCUCCCGCUAUGUUCUUCGGCGACAUCGAAACUGCCGUUCCAUUUCUUCCAAAACACUACACGACCACCGUAAGCCUGGAUGAACCACUGGACAUAGAAGUGGUUUCAUUGAGACAAGGCGAGGUGACAUCGUGGGUCAAGGUGGAUGGGCAUGGCAGUGGGAGUCGGCCUAUUCUGAGCCACAUUCCUAAGGGAACGUAUAAGCUACACCGCAACACAGCAUCGCUGCAUCACGGCGGAGUAUAUGUCGUCAACGGGCCACACACAAGAUCUCCCGGAAAGAACCGUGCUCUGUUGCGAGUCAUCGUGCGGAUGUGCAAAGCAAGAACGUACGGACCUUUGUGCGAAUCCACGUGCCCUGGCUGCAAAAACGGUGGAGUUUGCCACGACAUCACGGGUCGUUGUAUUUGUCCACCAGGGUUUAAAGGAAAACUCUGCGAAGAACCUUGUGGCGAUGACAACUUCGGCAGGCACUGCCAGAAGCGUUGUUCAGACACAAACCCCGACCCUCAGUCCAAGACCUGUUCCGGCAUCAUGAUCUGUCUUCCCGAUCCUUAUGGCUGUUCUUGCGGAACUGGGUUCAAAGGCCCCUUUUGCAACGAAAAGUGUUCUCCACAUGAAUACGGCGCCGACUGCAAGCAGAACCGCAUCUGUUUCUGCAAAAAUGGCAGCACUUGCAAUGGCUUCACUGGAACCUGCUUACAAGACAAUGGACAAUGUCUCGAGGGAUGGAAAAACUCACCUUUCUGCGAUAUCAGCUACCCCCUUCUUAAGGACAAACCCGAGCUCGAAGAGAUCAGGGACACCAGCGCUAAAGUGUCGUGGAACGCUUGGAAGUCUGGGACAGAAACAGGAGAAGGAGUCCCUAGCGCGUACUGGCUACAGUACAAGGAAGCUGCGGCGGAGGAUUGGACUACAGCUGUGGUUCCAGUUUCUCGCGGACAGCCCAGUUCCUCUGCAGGAAGAUACAGCCACGAGCUCACAGGAUUGAAACCCUACACAUUCUACGAUGUCCGAGUCGUAGUGAGAGACAGCGACAACAAGUACCGGACAAGAGGAGCCCAAGAAGAACACUUUCGCACGCAUUGUGGACGUCCUUCGGAAUCGCCUUCUUCCAUACGGAUCGAUAAUUCUCGCAGCAGAAUGAUCAUUGUCAAGUGGGAGAAUCCUCCUCGGCGGUCUUGGAACUGUUGGACCAUCAAUGUCACCCUCAUGUACAACGACAGCAGGGCUACAUUCAAUCUAACACAUCCAGAAUCCCAUCCAAAAACUAAUCACUCGUUCCCCACAAAGCCGUAUACUUUAUGGAACAUCAAACUUCGUAUGGAGACUCCAGAUGGAGAACCAGGAGAAUGGACUGCUAUGAACAGAGUUUUCUCCGCUCAAGAUGCUCCUUCUCCGGUUCUUGGUGUGACUGCAGUACAGAUACAUCCUCGGAGUGCAAUCAUUGGAUGGCUUCCACCCAGCGAGCCCAACGGGAUCCUCCGGAACUAUGGGAUUACGUACCAGGCGGAAAGGCUCUUAGCGCCACAAUGCUACAAAAGUGAAAAGGGAGAUAUGAACAGCAUCAACGUGACCUACGGCGCUCAACAGAUAACGCUUAGAGGGCUGAAGCCAUAUGCUCAAUACGUCUUUGUGAUCAGAGCUUUCACCAUCAAAGCUGGAACAGAGACGACAUUGAGAUUCAACACUUCAGAAGCAGUUCCUGAUGGAAUGGCAUCAUUCACGACGCCUACCAUAAAGCGAGAGUACGUGGAGAUAAGAUGGUCUGACGUUCCGUGCGACCAAGCCAAUGGGAUCAUCUCUACAUAUCACGUGACUGCCCGCAGCCUGGACCCAUGGGACACGGAAGUAUACAAUCAAACGACCACAAAGAACAGGAUAACCUUCAAUACCUUAGUGCCAUACAACCGCUACGAUGUGCGAGUGAUCGCCGAAAAUGGUGCUGGACUAUCGAGACUACACGAUUACAUGAACUUCACCACACUGCCAAUAGAGCCUCUUGCCCCCACCUCACUCGUAGCAGAACAGCAGUCAAGAACGAGCAUUUCCUUAACAUGGGACGCUCCCAACCCACCUUACGGUGUCCUCGCGAGUUAUACGAUUGUGUUUCGACCACAACAUCAAAGUUACUUUGAGACGAAGAAGGAAAUCGGCGCCAAAGAAGCCAUCUGUCGUGGAAUGAAAGACCGGAAGAAACAGUGUUUUACCAUCGAGGAUCUUCAGCCGGACACCAAGUACUUCAUUACGGUGUCUGCGACUAACGUAGGAACAAUGAGGGGACCCCCAUCGGAGGAAAUAGAAGCGGAAACGAAAGAAUUACCUCCUGAUCCACCGAGAGAAUUGUCUGCCACGGACAGAACAGAGCAUAGUAUCAGGGUAGAAUGGAAGGAGCCGCUACGCAAGAAUGGAGUUAUCAAGCAGUACAGGCUGAACACAUCGUUGGUGCACUCGUACGACGUGGAGUUGUUGAAUGCAAGUCGUCCAAACUCUGCUGUCUUGUGGAAUACCUCCGUCCUGUGGUACGACCUGAAGCCCCUGUUCCCCGGUUGCACUUAUGGGGUGUGCGUAGAAGCAAGCACAAGUGCCGGUUUUGGGCUACCCGAGUGUAGGGAAGUUACCACCAAAGCAUCAGUUCCAGUUGUAGAAGCUGAACCCAGCUUGGAAAGAAUCGUCAAUAACACGGUUCACCUCAAACUCUCUCCAAUCACCUUCAAAAAUGGGCCCAUCAGUAACUACUACGUUCUCGUCGUACGAGGCUACGACGACUACCAGGGCGACGUGAACCCUUUGACCUACCAGGAGUCUCGAGAACUUGACCUGCCCUACUACGUGGCUGCUCGUGUCGACCCCAAAGAGUUGAAAGAGGACAAAGAGUUUGUCGUCGGCGACGACUCCAUGGUGGGAGGGUACCAUAACGUUCCUCUGGAACCUACGACUCCGUACCGGUUCGCGUUAUUGGUUGAGAGCAACUUCUCUGGAGAAGUUGCAUACGCUUAUCGCUUAUCUCAGCCUGUUGUAGUUGGACCACACGCUGGGGCUGCAAGCGUUGGCACGGUCGUCGCUGUCAUGGCGGUGCUACUUCUUGUCAUCAUGUUCGCGACAGUGGUGUUCUACUACCAGAAACGAAGACGGGCAGUUCCUUACAGAAGCAAGAAGACCACAGUCCGUGGCUUCAAGGAAACACUGUCCAGGCUCUCGAAAUUGGACGAUGGGGACGUGUCCGAAUCUCGCAUGACACUGAACAUGGACAACGGAGACUGCAUCGUCAUCAGCCCGACACAGAGCAACGGUAUUGUGUCCGUACCGGUUCCGGUGAAAGACUUUCCGUUUCACGUUCAGCGAGGUCAAGAAAACGGCAAACUUAAAGAGGAAUAUAUGAGCGUCGGCCGUGGUCAACUGCACCCGUGGGAAAUCGCCAAGAGGCCAGAAAAUAAGUCUAAGAACCGUUACGGGAAUAUCCUGCCCUACGACCACUCCCGUGUUGUUCUGUCACGAAUCUGUGACCCGGAUUCAGAUUACAUCAACGCCAAUUACGUCCCCGGACACAAGAAUCCCAGAAGGUACAUCGCUACACAGGGCCCAAAACCAGUAACGAUCGCCGAUUUCUGGCGAAUGGUUUGGGAAGAGAACAGCUGCAAGAUCGUUAUGUUGACCAACCUAAAGGAACAGGAGAAGGUGAAAUGCGAGCAGUACUGGCCUGAAUCUAUACAGAAACACGGAGAAAUAACCGUCCGCACGGAAAAGAUAGAGACUUACGUCGACUUUGUUGUUCGAGAAUUUAGUGUAACUAAUGAGAAAGAGGGCAGCACCCGUCAGGUUGUGCAGUUUCACUUCACGACAUGGCCCGAUCACGGGGUUCCAGUUUACCCCGAUGCGAUGCAACCUUUCAUGAAACGUGUUAGGGAAUUCCGCCAUACGGACUCUAAUCCAAUCAUCGUUCAUUGUAGUGGAGGGAUUGGUCGAACGGGGACCUUCAUACUAGUGGACAGCAUGAUGGACCAAUCAGAAGCAGAGGGACAAGUCAACCUCAUGGCGCAGUUACGUGCAGUGAGGCAGAAUCGUAUCAACCUGGUUGAGUCAUUGGACCAGUACCUGUUCGCUCAUCAAGCCCUAGUGGAGAUCUUGUGCUCCAAAUCCCACAAGAUGACCGUCAAGGAGUUCACGGAACGCUUCCACAUGCUCAGGGUUCGAAGCCCAGAAUCUGGGAAAAGUAUAGUAGAAGAAGAAUUCCAGGAACUAAGUUCAUCUAACGCGCCUGCUAAUCCAACUUACAAGGCCGCCAUGGCUCCCCAAAAUACAGCAAAAAAUCGAACGCAGGACAUCCUUGCAGUUGACGCAAGGAGGGCCUACCUGAGUGUUCCUCCAGACAGUGGGCGCACAGACUACAUAAACGCCGUCUACGUUGACGGCUUCAAACGGCGCAACGCGUUCCUUGUGACCCAAUUCCCGCUGCCCGAUACCGUCGCAGACUUCUGGCAGAUGGUGGCGACUAGCAACGCGAGGACAAUUGUCAGCUUGGACAAGCUAGAUCCAACAGAUAAGAGCUGCCCGCAGUUCUGGCCAGAUUUGAACACAACAGCCGAGUACUACGGUUCCAGCGUUCACAACGAAGGAAUGAGGGACACCUCCGGAACUGUGGUUCGGACGUUCAGGAUUGAACAGCCAAGGAAGACGCCGAGGAUAGUACGACAGUUCCACUUGCAAGAAUGGCCGCUAUCCACAGUUACUCGGCUAUCUUGUGACGUCAUCCUGGAUUUAAUACAGCAGGUGGAACAAUGGCAGAGGCAGACGGAGAACAAGAUUCUCAUUGUACAAUGCAUGAACGGCUGCACAAACAGUGGCCUGUACUGCGCUUCGAGCAUCGUCUGUGACCAGCUGAAAAUGGAACAGGAGCUGGACGCGUUCCGAAGCGUUCAGACGAUACGGAACAGUCGGCCGCAGUUCAUUCAUGACCAGGCCCAAUACGAGUUUCUGUAUGACGUGGCCUUGGCUUUCCUGGACAGAUUCGACGCCUACUCCAACUUUCAGUGAUAUCGCAGUAGACGGGUUGUAUAGGGAUAUCGUGAGACACUAUUUAAUACAGCUCCGAAUAUGUUUGUUCUCGAAUGCUGUGUAACAUACUGAAAGAUUUACAGAGAUGCUCAUAUAGGUACCGAGAAGGUGGUGUAGAGUGUCAUAGAUCUGCUGGUAUAGUCUGGUUGCAUCUAGCUGAGUGUUCCUUGGGGCGACCUGCAUUCAAGACUCGGUUGUAGACUUGAGCUGGAGAUUCAUUUGUUUGUUCAUUGGGGUGAUUGUGGUUUUCGCGGUGCAGUCCUUCGUUAUAAAACUGUGUUCUCAUUUGUCA